This is a messenger RNA of Pogoniulus pusillus (Red-fronted tinkerbird), 1570 nucleotides long. Its product is annotated as uromodulin-like. Bases 16 to 1557 code for a protein of 513 amino acids. The record is from RefSeq and is a predicted model, not a curated record. Lineage: Eukaryota; Metazoa; Chordata; Aves; Piciformes; Lybiidae. Gene Ontology annotation, cellular component: cell surface. The transcript is spliced from 9 exons.
GAUCCGAUCAGGGCCAUGGCUUGCGUCAGCAGCCCCCAGCCGCUGGCUCAUGGGAAGGAUGCAGGAGGAUGGAGUUCAGCGGAGCCCUUUGCCAUCCCCCCCCCACCCCCCUUCCUCCCCCCUCCCCAGUGGCUGCUGAAGCAUUCCAGGCUUGGCUCUUGUGCAAUCCUGGAGGCUGCCUCUCUGCCUGGGGGAGAAGGAGGAGAUGCUGGAAGGGGAUAUAAGGCAGGGUGGCAGGGAGCGAGAGAGCCACCCGAGGCGGCGGCGAGUGGAGGAGCAGAGUGUGGCCUGGCCAUGGGGAGGACUCUGAGCUCUCUGCUGCUGCUGCUCCCUGCCCUCUACCAGGCUGGCUGUGCGGGCACCAAGAGCCAGCUGGCAAGCCCACAGGGCCCAGGGCUUGCCCUGCGUCUCCAGAGGAGCCCAGGUGCCUGCCUGCCAAACCCCUGCCAGCACCAAGGCAGGUGCCAGGCGGUGGAGGACAGCCCAGUCUGCAGCUGCAAGCCAGGCUUCACAGGGGCAUUCUGCCAAGAUGUGCUCAUGAAGUUGGCCUGCAAGGAUGAUCACAUGAAGAUGAUGGUGAGGAAGGAGGUGUUUGAAGUCCUGAGGAUCCCCCAGGAGCUCGUCCACCUGAAGAACAAGGCGUGCAAGGUGUCAGAAAGGUGGGAGGAAGGGGAGCUCUUCUGGGCAGCCACUCUCACAAGGGACAACUACACUGCCUGUGGAUCAGUCAUUCAGCAAAACAGCUCCCAUGUGUCCUACUUCAACGUCCUGGAGUCUGAGUGGGGAGCAGGCAUGGAAGUGAUCUCCAGGAGCCUCCAGCUGAAGGUGAAUUUCUCCUGCAUCUACAGCUAUGAGCAGGUGGUGAAGCUGCCCUUUGCCCUCACUGCUGUGGACAAGCUGGUGCAGUUCGUGGUCAGAGAGGAACGCAUCAACAUCAGCAUGAGGCUGUACAAGAGCCCCUCCUACCUGCAGCCCUACCACCUGCCCACCGCUGCCAUCCCCCUGACGGACACCCUCUACGUCCUGCUGAGGGCAGAAGGGCACCACCAGCUCAAAGCCUUCCAGCUGAGUGCUGAGGACUGCUGGGCAACGCCUGGCACAGCUCCUUACCAGGCUGUGCAGCACAAACUCAUCGAGAAGGGGUGCCCUCAGGACAAGACAGUGAGCUACCUCAACAGCAGUGGAGAGAGCACUGCUGUCAAGUUCAGCUUCCAGAUGUUUCGCUUCGUGGGGCACCCACAGCUGUUCCUGCACUGCCGUGUCCGCCUCUGUGCCCCCGAUGCCCUGCAGCCCUGUGCCAAGCAAUGCCCCAGGAGGCAGAGGAAGAAGCGAGCACCUGAGGAUGACUACGACCAGGUUGUCUCCUAUGGACCCAUCCACCUGCUGCCUGCUGGAGCAGAGACCCCUGCCAGGUCUGAGCAGCAGCACCUGAAGGGACCCACCCCGUGGCUGCUGAGUGGCCUCAUCCUGCUGGCUGUGCUUGGUCUGCUCACCAGGGCUGCUGCAGCUGUGGGCACAAGGUGGCAAAGUGGGCAGCAAAGGGCUGCACCCCAAUAAACGUGAAGGGGCA